Molecule: messenger RNA, 1073 nt
Organism: Momordica charantia (bitter melon)
Lineage: Eukaryota; Viridiplantae; Streptophyta; Magnoliopsida; Cucurbitales; Cucurbitaceae
Product: Ubiquitin-like superfamily protein
Source: RefSeq, a predicted model, not a curated record
CCAUUGUCGGAAACCGAGACCCGAGAAGGCCGCGCAGUCGCUAGUAGACGAUUCGACGGCGAACGGACGACCAGUUUGAAUUUUACGGCGCGGUAUUUUGAAGAUUAUUCGAAGAAGGAGAGUGGAUCUUGAGGUCUUUGACAAUGGCGGAUUCCGCUGAAGAAUUUGAGCCCUUGUUCGAUUACAGCCGCGUUCAGCCUCGCACGGUUGUUUGUCUCGACGACGAGGAUUCAGACACGUCUCCAGCACCUUUUUCCAAGCGAGCUAAGAUUUCAAAUCCGGCGGACACGAGUUCGGUGAAUGGUAACCCAAAGGACAAACAAGUUGUGGAAAUUGAAGAUGAAGAUUGGCUACCUCCUCCUCCGAAGGUAUCUGUUGAUGCAAAAGAUAUGUGUGGCGAAGAUUCCACAUUGAAGGCGUUAAGGUUAAAGAAGCAAGAGUUGGCCUCAGUUGCACUAUCAGCUGAAAACUUGUUGCGAGCCGUGGAGGAGUCUGCAAAAGUGGAUGUUGGAAACACGGCCCCGGCUUCCGUGGAUCUUGAUUUAGAUGACCAAACUCCAGUUGCUUCUAAAGAAAGACCCAAGAUUGUUAUUUCUGUACAAGACAAUGGCAAGGAAGAGCCCAAACAGUAUCGCCUGUUUAUGGAUGAGAAGCUGGGGCGGCUUUUCAAAUUGUAUGCAGAAAUACUCAAACUCGACCCUCAGAGUUUGGUUUUCACUUUUGAUGGGGAUAAAAUCAGCCCAGAAGAUACCCCAGCUGGCCUUGGCAUGGAAGACGACGAUAUGAUCGAAGUGAACGUCAAGCCGAGUUGAGUAAGGUGUGUUUUGAGUGCACAUUUUGUGAAUUAAUUCACCAGUUUUGGGACAGGAGACACACUUAGGGAAGGGCCGAAAGGAGGCCUACUUCAUACGUUUGUGCCAUAAGGUGAACAAAUCGCUUAUGGAAGGCCAUCAGGUUUCCUUUGGCUUUGUCUGCUAGAUUUGCUUGGUAACCGCAUUGUUAUCAAAUGGAAGAAUAAAGAGAAUACAUCAAAUUGAUUUGUAAUGUUUUCAAGUUUCUUUUUUCUUAUUUUU